Messenger RNA from Camelina sativa (false flax), 960 nucleotides. The record is from RefSeq and is a predicted model, not a curated record. Lineage: Eukaryota; Viridiplantae; Streptophyta; Magnoliopsida; Brassicales; Brassicaceae.
AUGAAAUCGAUGGAGAAGACUCAAAAACUCCCUACGAUCAAUCAAGUUGCUUCUUCCGCAAGAAAAGGAAUCAAACGAAGAAGAAGAGAGUUUGAGAAAAUUCAUAUACCUAACGAUAUCGUCGAAGAUAUCAUGAUAAGGCUUCCGGUGAAAUCGCUCAUGAGAUUCCAAGCUGUGUCAAAACACUGGAGAUCUCUGAUCACGUCCAAAGAUUUCCGAGAAAGAUACAUGGAUCUAGGGCAAAGCAAAGAGUGCAAACUUCUUAUUGUCUCUGAUUAUGUUAAAGAUUAUGCGGCACGGGAAGCCAAUUUCUCUUUAAAAACAGUUGCCUUGGGGACGACGCCAGCUUCUGUGGUAGAUGAAACGGCUUUGAAAUUUGAGAUAGGUACAUGGAAACUCUAUAUAUCCCAGAGCUGCGAUGGCCUUGUCUGCUUGUACGAUAUAAACAUAGCAGUAAAAGUGGUGAAUCCGGCCACAAAAAUGUAUAUAGAACUUCCCUUAUCGAGAAUUCAACAGAUUUGUAUGAAUAAACAUGAUCCGGAUUCAUCAGUUCAAGAUCCACAUCAUGUUAAAUAUCCGGGACUGUCAUUUUCUCAGUUUGGGUUUGGGAAAGAUAACGUUACGGGAAAAUAUAAAUUAGUAUGGCUAUAUAAUACUUUCCCAUUUUUUACUACUACGUGUGAGGUUUUGGAUUUAGAAGUUAAAAAAUGGAGGUUCGUGGAUACUAAUAGUCUUGAUCAUCAUAAUAUCAUGAAUAAUAAUCUGUCCAAUGAUCAGGGGCCAGUGUUUGCAAACGGAUCACUCUAUUGGCUCACGGCAGAUGAAGAUGGAGAUCCAAUGCGAAAUACCAAAAUCAUAGUUUUUAAUAUACACACAGAGAUAUUUCAAGUCAUCCCAAUGCCACCUUUUAUUACCCGUGAUGCCUCUGGUGACUGUUGGAGUAAGCUUGAGUUAGCUUAA